This is a messenger RNA of Cryptomeria japonica (Japanese cedar), 1697 nucleotides long. Its product is annotated as enoyl-[acyl-carrier-protein] reductase, mitochondrial. Gene Ontology annotation, biological process: fatty acid metabolic process. NCBI's taxonomy places the organism in Eukaryota, Viridiplantae, Streptophyta, Pinopsida, Cupressales, Cupressaceae. The coding region runs from base 206 to 1366 and encodes 386 amino acids. The transcript has 10 exons. Gene Ontology annotation, molecular function: trans-2-enoyl-CoA reductase (NADPH) activity. The record is from RefSeq and is a predicted model, not a curated record. Gene Ontology annotation, cellular component: mitochondrion.
UUAGCUGAUUAAAAUCGGUGUAAUUCAAUUUUUCCCACAACCAGAAUCGCCUAUACUAGUUCAAAUAACUUGUGAAGGACGGUGUAAGUGCACUCCAAGAUCUCGGGAAUGAAUCAAGACCUUACACUGUUCGAUAGUUGAGCUCCUCUGGAAUACACAGACGGAAGGCUUUUUUUACAAGUCCCCUCACAUACAAUUAGACAUUAUGAGAUUGACGUUGCUAGGCAGAACUGAAUCGAUGGCUAAUUUCAGAGUAGCUUUGAAAGCACUGUCCGUAGCGGAGCUUGUAGGAAAUGGAAGGGGUUGUUAUAGACGGUUGGCUUCGAUUUCAUUGCGCUCGUUUGCCUCCUAUGUAUGCCCAUCUUCCAGGGCUAUUAUUUAUGAGGAACAUGGUCCUCCUGACAAAGUUACCAGAUUGGUUGAACUCCCUGUAUGCGAUCUUAAGGAGAAUGAAGUGUGUGUAAAAAUGCUUGCUGCUCCUAUCAAUCCAUCAGACAUCAAUAGAAUAGAAGGUGUUUACCCAGUGCGCCCCCCACUGCCUGCAGUUGGAGGCUAUGAAGGAGUUGGAGAAGUAAAGGCUUUGGGAUCUGGCGCGAAAUAUCUUUCUAUCGGUGACUGGGUUAUCCCAUCACCUCCAUCAUUUGGAACCUGGCAGACAUGCAUUGUAAAGGAGGAGAAUGCGUGGUGUAAGGUUCCCAAAGAUGUACCAGCAGAGUAUGCUGCUACUGUCUCUGUUAAUCCCUCAACAGCCCUUCGUAUGCUUGAAGAUUUUGUAUCACUGAAAGCUGGAGAUGUGGUGGUGCAAAAUGGGGCAACAAGCAUGGUGGGUCAAUGCGUAAUUCAACUAUCAUACCUACGGGGCAUUCAGACAAUAAACAUAAUCAGAGACAGGCCAGACUUGGAUGAUGUUAAGCAGAGACUCAAGGAAAUGGGUGCAGGGAAGGUGUUUUCAGAGAGUGAAUUGGAAGUGAAGAAUGUUAAGAGUCUUCUGGGCGAUCUAUCCGAACCCAUCCUUGGCUUUAAUUGUGUUGGUGGCAAUGCUGCAUCUUUAGUCUUAAAAUUCUUAAGGCAAGGUGGGACAAUGGUGACGUAUGGUGGGAUGUCAAAGAAGCCAAUCACAGUUUCUACCUCAUCAUUUAUUUUCAAGGAUCUACACUUGAGGGGAUACUGGAUGCAGAAUUGGGUGAACUCGCAUACAUCGAAUGAAUUCAAGACCAUGACAGAUUACUUGUUAAGACUAGUGAGGGAUGGACUGCUGAAAUAUAAAACGGAAACAGUCCCCUUUCAAGAUUUUGAUGCAGCUUUACAAAAGGCACUUGGUAAACAAGGCCAUUUCUCCAAGCAAGUUCUUAUGUUCGACAAAUAGGAGUCACUUUUUAUAAAUUGACUAUCCUUAAAGUACAAUUUUGUUCAUACACUAGCUAUAAUUUCCCCUUAGUUGUGCAUGUUUAUGCUGUAAUCACCAUGUUUACAUGUGCCUUACUCCGGCACAAUAUUAAUGCAAUUUACGGUUCAUUGGAUCCAAGAAUUUAAGCUGCAUCUGUAAAAAUGACUAGAAGAUCCAACACCUAUGUCCUAUUGAUUUGGAUACUUUUGGAUACAAUCUUGUUUAUUAAUCUCCAAUCAAAACAUGAAUAUUGUAGAUAAUAUCUUACCCAUGAAAUAAUGAGACAAGCAACAUUAUACAGGUGUACUUA